Messenger RNA from Pogonomyrmex barbatus (red harvester ant), 4871 nucleotides. RefSeq names its product artichoke (gene atk). The record is from RefSeq and is a predicted model, not a curated record. Lineage: Eukaryota; Metazoa; Arthropoda; Insecta; Hymenoptera; Formicidae. Gene Ontology annotation, molecular function: protein binding.
AUGCGCGAUGGUCAGGCCGUCGGAGGGCGGUGGGCUUUUGAUAGUUGGUUGGCUUCUGGCACUCCGUUCCAUCGGCGCCGGUGCCCAGCUAGAUCCGGAUUACGGAUGUCCGCUUCAAGAGAGAAUACUGCCAUGCAGAUGCUCCACGCGAGAUAUGGAGAUUCAAAUAUGGCAAGUUUGAUCAGAUAUGUAAUCCCAAGUGAUGAGGAAUUCAUGGACAAUGUUGAACGCCAUAAAUUCACACAGGUGUAGUCACAGCGAGCUACCAAAGGUACUGGGAGGUCUGCAAGCGGUGAAUCGCUAUAUGGACCGACCGGUAGACGAGCUGAUUCUGGAGAACAACAAUCUGCCCAGUCUACCCGGCAAAGUGUUCGCGACUUUGCGAGUCCUGCGCUUGAUGCUGCGGAACAAUCGUCUCGAGAGAGUGUCGUCCAACUGGUUGGAAGGUCUACAUGACUCCUUGCUGGAACUCUUCAUUGUUGAGCCUGAACUACGAUCGUUACCCGUAGACAGUCUGGAGAAUCUGCAAGGUCUCGAGGCGGUGACGCUGCAGAGUCGCGUAAUGAAGCGAUUGCCAAGAUUUUCCAGCCUUCCAAAACUGAGAUAUCUUCAGGUCAAUUCUCCGGCCUUGCUAGAACUCGUCCCGAGAAAUUUCCGGGACGUUCCCAGUUUGGAGCAGUUGCACGUAUUGGGUAGUCCGAGACUGACCAGACUGGAGGCCGGGCUUCUUCGAGAUCUGCCUCGGCUAGAAUUGGUCAACAUCACCGAUUCCGGAAUUCAUUGGAUUCAUCCGCGAGCUAUGAUCAAUCUGUCGCAGCUCAAGGAGAUUUCACUGGUCGGAAACGCCAUAAUCGACGCUGGUAUGGUCGGCCGCGCGUGUAUGGAUCUCCCAUCACUUUCGGUGAUACGUCUGGAUCGAAAUCGCAUCAAUCGCCUGAGCGAAGGCUCCUUCGUUGACCUUCCCGUUUUAUCGCACCUCUAUCUGUCACGCAAUCAUAUCACCGAGAUAUUUGCCGCAGCUUUCCAACGGCUACCAAUGCUCAAGUCUAUAGACUUGAAUCACAAUCUGAUUCACCGCAUUCAUCCGGAAUUCUUUCCGCACCGAACUGGAAACGCGUUGGAAGAGAUGUGGCUCAUUAACAAUGACCUUAGUCAUGUAGCUGAGAUACGGUCGGUGCUUGAAGCUUUACCAAGGCUAAAGUUCCUAGACGCCAGUCAUAAUCAGCUAGAGGAAAUACCCUUCGGUGCUCUAAGGGGCCAUCCCACUUUGGAGAGACUCCAUUUGAAUCAUAACAGGCUCGCAUUUUUGCAAACAGAAACAUUUACGGCGAUGCCAGCACUCAGAGAGCUCAGGCUGAAGAACAAUUCGCUAUCGAACUUAUUAAAAGCUCCCUUCUGGAAUUUACCAGCGUUAAAAGGUCUGGAUCUUUCGGAAAAUUACUUUCGUCGUAUAGAACCACGCUUGUUCAUUAAUCUGCCAAAUCUUAGACGGCUGGAUCUUAGUGGUAACGCUGUAGGAGUCAUCGAACCUGAGUCCUUUUUGAGUACACCGGCGCUGGAACACAUUAAUGUCUCCGGAAACGCCUUGUCCAUUAUUCAUUCCUUGACUUUUCGGCAUUUGACAAAUCUGUACGAGUUGGACGUCAGUUUGAAUCGUAUGCUGGAAGUGGUUCCCGGUCUACCAAAAGACAUCGAACAUCUUUACAUGUCCAAGAAUCGUAUCGUCGCCCUACCAGUCGUGUCCUCUCAAGAUCUAGCUCUGCCUGCCCUACGAUCGUUGGAUUUAAGCUCGAAUGGAAUUGAGAGAAUCCUGCCUGGCACCCUGGCUGACUUGCCGAAUUUGACAAAAUUGAAUCUAGGCUACAACGCGCUGAGACUUUUAGACGAUGGCGUUUUUGACGGACUCACGCGACUGGAACAGUUAGACUUGAAAUGCAAUCGGCUGGUCACGUUGCACGGACGAAGCUUCCGACCUCUAAAGUCAUUGAUGGACGUGAAUCUUCGGGGCAAUCGAGUGGAGGUUCUACGACCGGAUAUUUUUCAAGAGAACACGAGAUUGCAAAGGGUUGACUUGAGCAGAAAUAAUCUCGCACAAAUUCCUCACGCGACAUUCGUCAAUACUAGAGACCUUCGUGAACUGUAUGCGUCGCACAAUACUUUGACCGAGUUACCCGGAUCGCUGCACGGCUUAACAGCUCUGCGGGUCCUCGACUUGAGCUUCAACAAGCUGAACAUCCUAUCGCCGGAAACGCUAAGCAGUCUAUCGUCCUUGUUGGAAUUAAAGCUGGUCAGAAACCAUAUACGAGAGCUGCGAGAGGGUGCGUUCGAUGGAUUACCGCGAUUGUCCCUGAUUGAUCUCGAAAACAAUGAUCUCAGGGUGAUCGAAAGAAAUGCCAUCAGAGCGUUACCGGAGUUACAGGCUAUCAGAUUAGGCAGAAAUCGAUUGCAGUCCAUCCCCAGUGGCGCUUUCACCGAAUUACCGCUACUGCAGAGCGCGGAACUUCAAGAAAAUCGGAUUCAAGAAAUUGCUAGUAAUGCCUUCAUUAACGUGCCACACUUACUUUUCCUUAAUCUAAGUCACAAUUACCUGCCGGACUUGGAGUACGUCGGUCUGGAAAGCCUUCGCUCAUUGGAGGUUCUUGAUCUCAGUUUCAAUCGUUUAUCUAAAGUUUCUAGCCACAGUCUAGCAACUAUGGAGUGGCUGGUGGAAUUAAAGAUGGACAAUAAUCGGAUUUGUGCCGUGCACGGCUCGCCUUUCGAUGAUAUGCCUAGAUUGCGGGUACUGAGCCUGCGAAGUAAUCGAAUGACUGCAGUCUCUGAGAACGCUUUUAAAAGACUACGGUCAAAUAUCGCUAUCUUGGAUAUCGACGGAAAUCCAUUAUCCUGCUCUUGCGGCAUGCUUUGGUUACGAGGAUGGCUACAACAAACUUCCACGGAGGGUCCUAGAUGCGCUGAUGGCUCUCUUUUCAAAGAACUUAGAUUAUCACGACAGGAUUGCCAGCGUGAGAGAUAUGUGGAACUGAUUCAUCCAGGAUGCGAGGCCGAAAUGAUUAACGUUGCCACACCUUCAGUUUCUUCAUCCGCAUUUGGAAUUACAGAAACAGUGCCAUUGUGGAUGAAUCUAAAGGACCCCUCGACACAGACUUCCAUUUCUCAGGAUUCCGAUUAUUUGUACCAGAACGUAGAUUAUCAGGACAACAGAAACGAUACGAAUGCAUUGCUGCCCAGCGUGUCUACCAUUAGCACACCUACUCAGACCAUGAAGAUUAUUCACCCCCCAUCGCAAACGCAGAAACAUCAGAUCCAAAAAAAUACCACAUCACCAGUGAAGAAGAAUCCCAUGAUGCCACCAUCGCCUAGCAGCUCCGGUUUCACCUUCUUCGGCUUACCCUUGCCGAAUUUGAACUUCAAUCUGUGGGGACAUUCGGGGAGAAAAGCGGAAAGAAAAGAAUCCUCGUCGCCAUUAUCAGACAGACCCGGUCGAGGUCGUUACAGAUCUUUCCCACCCACAGAACCGGAAAUUCACAGAGGUGGUUUCGUGCCUCUACCACGUGCGCAAAGUGGAUUCGUGCCGAGCGUCGAUCCUAGAUUAACAUAUGAGAAACACGCGAAGCAUGAGAACACCAUGAAAUCGGUGAACGCAAGCAAUAAAUCGGUACAGGAGGAACGUCCUCGGAAAAGCGGAAACGGCACUGUGAUCAAGGUGGAGAAAACGAUCUCCAGGAUUGGGAAACCACAUACAAAUUUCCAAGGAAAGGAAGAAGUAACCACCGUGUCGACUUUCGAUCGAUCGACUGGUUUUGAGUCUCGCAAGGUUUUACCCAAUGUCACUGGAAUCAGCUUUAAUGCAUCAAACACAAUAAAAAGCAGUGCGCCGGUAAUCAUAGAAGAGGACUCAUCGCAAGAAGCUCACGAAACGUCGGUGUCCACCGAGAUUUACGGCGGUAAAAGUUUAGAAGUAAAUACGGAAGAUACUAAAUUUAUAGAGAAGCCGCGAAUGGAAGUUGCCAGUAAGAUAGUUUGGACGACACCAAAAACUGUAGUAGAGGUAACAAAAAAAACUACAAUUACAAAAGACAUUGUAACGGCAGCUAUGGAGGUAUCAUCGAUAGAAAGAGGAUCCGAAGAUUGGAACUUCAAAAUAUCUGAAUACGAAAAAGAUCCAACUCCUUUAAAUGAUACGAAUGACUCUCUCGAAGAAUCCAAUAAUUUGCAAACGGCAAAAACGAAUGCGGAAUCGCAGGUUUCGUAUUUCUCAACAUUCCCAACGUCUUCUACAUCAAAUCCACGGUCUAAGGAAACUACGACUAUGACUUUCCGAGGAACGGAGGCAUCCGCUUUAUCUGCUCUUCUGAUUCCGGGAGGACAAGUACCAUCUUCGGGACCCGCGGUAAAUCUACGUCCGCUUGGUAGAUCUACGAUAACUAAGGUUGCCUCGCCAUAUCUCAGCUACAAUGCAGAGCAAUCUAGAGAAAAACAAAAGUCAAUCAUCGGUGCUGCUCAGAGAAGCACCGAAAUUAUUGACGAAACGACAACUGAAAGCCAGAACGAGGCGUUUAUCAUCGACGAUGAGGCCAAAGUGACAGAUAACAGUCCUUUCAACUGGUACUUUCAGCACUAUAAUGAUACAAAUUUGGAACCUUAUGUGGGCAUUGUAUACAAUAAUAAUGCUGUUAAGAUUGAUGAGUAUAGAUGUAUAUCAUUACUUUUGCUUGUUUUCAAUAUUCUGAUUUAAAAAGAUUUGGAAUUUGCAGCAGACUUCAGACGAUUUUUAAAUAAACAGAUUAAUUGUGAGAGCUAAAAUAUAUUGUAACAUUUGUUAAAUGCGACAUGUGAAUGUUUUAAAUUAUACAUCAUACUCGUAUGAUUUA